Molecule: messenger RNA, 612 nt
Organism: Microthlaspi erraticum
Lineage: Eukaryota; Viridiplantae; Streptophyta; Magnoliopsida; Brassicales; Brassicaceae
Source: the annotation of a GenBank genome assembly
AUGCGGUUUAAAGAUGAUCCUUAUACUCUCUUCCAUGGUUUCAUCUCGAAUCUUACACUAUCCAUUGGAGAUCACGUCUUUAAGGCUGAUUUCCAUAUAUUAGAGAUGAAACACGACCCUGACAAGCCAUUGAGUUUUGGUUCAUCAUUCCUUGAAGCCAAUGGAGCAAUCUUGGAUCUUCAGAAGCAAAGAAUCUCUCUCUCCAAAAUCAGUAAAGCCAUGUCCUAUCCGGCGGUUCCUAUCAAGAGCUCUCAUUCUGCAGAUGAAAUUGCCAUACCGGCAAAGGCAAACUGCAUUAAGGUUUCAAGUGUCUUAAGCAAGAUUUUGACACCAAGGGAGUACAAGGAGGACGUGAUUGAUGCCACACCACAGCCUAUAAGAACUUCAAGAUGCUUCUCUAAGUUCAGCUUUGAUUUCCAGAAUAAGGAAAACAAAGAACCCUUCAAGGAUGGGCUGCACAAGAAGAGGAAACUCUUUACUGGUGGUAUUGUUUCUUGCAACUACAUUCAAGACCUUCAAGAUAUCCAUAGGAGGAGUUUCAAACCGUCAGGUCCAGAAUGUAGAGAAGCUAAAGGAGCCUCAACUCUUCUAUUUGAUCAAUUGGUCAAUUAG